Messenger RNA from Ogataea philodendri, 1770 nucleotides. RefSeq lists its product as uncharacterized. The transcript has a single exon. The coding region runs from base 1 to 1770 and encodes 589 amino acids. The record is from RefSeq and is a predicted model, not a curated record. NCBI's taxonomy places the organism in Eukaryota, Fungi, Ascomycota, Pichiomycetes, Pichiales, Pichiaceae.
AUGAGUGUGCUUGUUCCGCGGAUUGGUUUGCGGGCUACGGCGCUAUUUGGAGGCCGCCAUGUGGCUGGAUCCUACAGAUUUUAUUCUGUGAAGGGAAAACUGGACGAUGACGAUGAUUUGAAUUUUGACGCAGUUGACGUUUUGAAAAAACCGGCUCCAGGAGAACAGUCUGAUUCUGAAUUGCGGUCGUUUGACUGGUACAGUCGGUUCCAAAAGGCACCACCAAAGGGAAAGAAGACUGUUUCGAAAAGAGUGAAGAAUCUGCAAAACGAGCUCAACAAAUAUACCACUAUGGAGACGAUUGAAAAGCUUGCUCCCGAUUUCCUGGCAGCUUUCAACAACAGUUUAAUUGAUUUCGGUGAUAACUUUCUGGGAGAUGCUGUGGAGGAGGAGGAUACGCUCAGGGCGAUCGCCGAGACCGAGGGAAAGGAGGUUGCGUACUACCAGGCGGCUGUUGGGCUGUUGAAGGGUCAAACUGAUAUUGAGAUUUUGAAUUCGCGGCUUGAGACUCCCAGAGAGGAGUUUGACGACGAGAUUUACAGCCGGUUUGUCGAUGAGCUGAACAAGGACGAAGAGUCGUUCAAUAUUCAGUCUUUGUUGCAAGAGUAUGCGAAACUCCCUGUUCCUCGUGCCAAACAUAUCCAGCCAGAGGAUCUGGAGUUGUUUCUGGAACAGUUCAAGUUAUAUGCCUUUUAUUUGAACGUUGAGCUUGUUGAUCUUGUUUUCCAGGAUGUCAUUGACGCUGGGAUGAUGAUCACUCAAGAAGAGCUCCAUAGAAGCUUGAGCUGUCAGCUUGCUACCGGCAAGGUGUUUGGCCAGGAAGCGUAUCAGGAGUUUUCUAAGGUGAUUACUGAAACCGGUUUUGCGUUGAACAUUGACAGUUACAACAUGUUCCUCACUGCCUGUGUUGUUUCCAAGAACACUGACUUGUUUGGGCAAAUUUUGAAUGAUAUUAACGAGGCAGGGUUGCAACCAUCCAGAACAACUUUCCAGCUAAUGGCUGUUUACUCCGGUCUAUCCAAGGACAUUAACAAGCUUCUGAACCUGCUGGAAAUCCGUCUGGUGACCAUUCCGCUACUGCUCGAUGCUUCAGAUAUUUCGAGCUUCGCGGGAGCACUGAUGGACGUUGGCCAGCCACAGCUUGCUAACGACCUGAUCAACAUCCCGCUACUGAUGAGAGAUAUGUGUCUACACCACCAUGAGCUGGAUUUGGCCGAGUACCAGGAGAGAAGCUUGGAAAACGAGCUGAAACUGAUUCCAUAUCACUCUCCGCUGGAAAUGUUUGAUUUCCUAACCAGGAACAUGACGCUGUUUCCGUUCUACCCUGACGUUCCGGAAUGGACGUUCGAUGUUUACGCCGAGCGCUGUGAAACAUUCCAAGACAUCCGUGGCAUCGUGGAAAACGUGGUGUCUAACAACAUUGGGGUGUCAAUUCCUGUGGCUGUGAAGUAUAUGGAGCUAUUCUACAAGGAAAGAGAGAGCCUCAAGAGAGACGAGUUGCUUGCUGUCACGACAGAACUUUUAAGCUCCACAGAAGAUAAGGCGCUAUUUCUACUUACAAACCCUGCCAUGAUUCAGUUGGUGGUGGACCUUGCCCAGCAUUUCGUGAAAACCGGUGAACUGUCAAACAAUAGCGUGACCACACGAGCUUUGCAAGAUUUACAACACGAGUUGCAAUCAGGCGCCGAGUUGUCAACAGAGGACGCGUUCCAUCGGAGAUUACGCAAUGUGUCAAGUCUCCUUAGUCACCCGUUACAGGAAGAGCCUUAG